AUGUUAGUGGUCUUUGCAAUUGUGAAAGCGCAAUCUACACAAUUGGACCCUGGACCACAAACAUUUACUGAAAAUACACAAGCAAAUCAAAAACUUCAAAAGAGAGAUGUUAUCAUUUAUCUAACACCUGAACAAAUUAAGGCCAUACAAGGGGAGAAUGGUAACGUUAAUUCUCAGCAAAUCGAACAGACUGAAACUUCUGAAGAAAAUCAGGAAGAAAGAGAGCAGGCUCAACAAGAACAAGAGGAACUGUUUCAGUUAAGGUCUCUUGAAGAAGACUCUGAGGCAUUGGAGGAGGAAGACAAUGGGCUUCCAAAAUCGAUACCGGUGGAAGAACCCAACUCUGAAGAAAUUGAACAAAAUCCUCAAUUAUCAUAUGUAUACAGAUCACCUCAAGACACGAACUUUGUACCAACUUCUGAAGAUAAUUACGCUUACCUAAGAUUUUAUCCCGAUCCUGAAGAACAAACUGAAGAAGAUCAACCUGAAACAGAAGAAAGCGAAGAAGAGACAGAAGACGAUCAGCGAGAAGCAGAACCAGAGGCUCAGUCAGAAGCUCAGCCAGAAGCUCCACAACAGCAAGUAUUUAGGUUGGUACCUUAUGAAACCGCUACCGAGAAAAGCAUCUCCACAACCACAAAGGCGCCGCAAGAAAACCUUCUUAAAGACCGCUGGCUUCGUUUAUUAGAAAUAAAUCGUUCACAGUUAAGAAAAGCAUCGUCUGCACAAGAAAAAACGACUACUACUACAGAGCAAUUGCAAGCUGAACCUGAGACUACUUUAUCUAAGCUGCGACUUUUGGCAAGAAAUUAUAAUCAAAAACAAGCAGCUAAAAACCAAGAUGUACGCAGAAAAAAUUUAUUAGAAAAUCAAAAAGCUCUUAUUCAAGCCGAAGCCCGUGCUAGAAACGCUCCUACUCAAAGCCGUAAAAAAGUCUCAACUACAAAACAGAACCAGGCACCAUUAAUUAAACGCGUAAAAGUUCCUACGCCCGUUUUAGUGCCAAUUCCAGAGCCGUUUGAAGUAAAAGUUCCACAUCCCUUCCCUGUACCAUUUGAGAUUUUCAAGCAAAGUUCUGGAAACUUAAAACUUAGGAAGGCGGAAGCGAAGAAAAUUGCUACAUCAGACCGAUCUGAAAGUGACAAACGUGCUACGUCUGCUCAGAGACCAUCAAAUCCUACUGAAAAGACAGCUGAAGUAGAGCGCCGUAGACCCGCCGAUGACGACGUAGAAAUCCCCUCAAGAAAAAAGGAAAGAUUAACCAUUAUUCGACAUGUUUGGGAAAAAUAA
This is a messenger RNA of Parnassius apollo (apollo), 1290 nucleotides long. The record is from the annotation of a GenBank genome assembly. NCBI's taxonomy places the organism in Eukaryota, Metazoa, Arthropoda, Insecta, Lepidoptera, Papilionidae.